This is a messenger RNA of Vombatus ursinus (common wombat), 3896 nucleotides long. It is a transcript of the gene PIDD1, whose product is annotated as p53-induced death domain protein 1. Bases 186 to 3002 code for a protein of 938 amino acids. Gene Ontology annotation, biological process: signal transduction; DNA damage response; apoptotic process. Lineage: Eukaryota; Metazoa; Chordata; Mammalia; Diprotodontia; Vombatidae. The record is from RefSeq and is a predicted model, not a curated record. Gene Ontology annotation, molecular function: protein binding. The transcript is spliced from 17 exons.
CCUGGGGGCGGGGCCUCGGGCAGGAAGCGCGGGAGCGGAUCCCAGCGCCACCUUCCUGGUCCUGUUCCGUCCCCUCCGGGAUCCUGAGCCGCUUGCCGACCCCAGCCAUCCCCCUGGAGACCCCCAGCCCUGCCUCUGCCCGCCUUCCUGGCACGCUGAGACAUGCCCGGGCCACCAGGCAUCAGAUGGAGGCCCAGGGGGAGGAGGAGGAGAAAGAAGAUGCAGAGGAAGAUGCUGAAGACACAGCCGCCUCCCUUCUGGCCAGCGACCGACUAAACCUGGACCUCUACCCCGGGGGCUGUGAUCUCCUGCUGCACCUUCUCCAAGACCCUGGCUCGCCCCUGCGGCACAUUCAGUUCCUUCGGCUGAACUGCAACGAGGAGCAGGUUGGGGCUGCCCUGGCCGUCCUUCCCAGCCUCCGGUCCCUGCGCUCCCUGGUCCUCAGAGGUGGGCACCACCGUGAUGAUCGGGGUUCGUGCCUUCGGGGCUCCCUGACCACGCUGCCCCUCUGCCUGAGAGACCUGGGCCACCUCGUCCAUCUGGAUCUAAGCUUCAACAGCCUUAGGGUGCUGCCGGCCUGUGUCCCCCAGAUGACCAGUCUGGACGCCCUCCUGCUCAGCCACAACCUCCUGGAGAGGCUGCCCGAGGCCCUGGGUGCCCUGCGGGCCCUCACCUUCCUCUCAGCCUCCAGCAACUGCCUGCAGGAGUUACCACUGGGCAUGGCCACUCUGACUGCCCUGCAGCGGCUGGACCUUUCCGAGAACCGCCUGGAGGCGGUGCCGGAAGAGAUUGGGGCUCUGAGCAGCCUCACCGAGCUCAACCUGGCCUCCAACCACCUCCGGAGCCUCCCCGACUCCCUGGCCAGCCUCCAGUCCCUGCGCCUUCUGCUUCUGCCCAGCAAUCUCCUGGUCUCCAUCCCUCCCGGCCUGGCCUGCCUCCCGCUCCUCACCCGGCUUGACCUGAGGGACAACAGGCUUCGGGCCGUGCCCCGCGAGAUCCGGGAGGCCCCCUUCGUGCGGCUGCAGGGGAACCCUUUGGGGGUGCCUGAGCCCCUCCCUGCAGCGCCCCCAGGAGAAGACCCAGCCCCCAAAGUGCGCAGAGUCCUAUUGGCCUCGGAUGCAGACAGUUUCACAGUGACCGCCCGUGGCUGCUCCGUGGCCCUGGCCUGUGGGGUUCGCAUGCUCUUUCCCCCGGGUGCCACCAGCGCCCCUACCACCGUCCACUACCAGCAGCUGCCCCCGGAGCCUCGCCUCGUCUGGCUGGGCCCCCAUGAUGCCCUGCUCAGUGCCGUCCUGGAGCUCCAGCCCCACGGAACCCCCUUCCGACAGGAAGUACGCCUCUGGCUGCCUUUUGUGCCCCCUCGCGCCUGGCAUGGCUACCAAGUUGUGGUGAGGACCCUGAGCGGCCACACCUGGAAGGACCUGGAGACACACUUGGAGGAAAAAGAAAAGCCCAAGCGGCUCUGGGCCAGCUGCCGAGUUCCUCACUUUUCCUGGUUCCUGGUGGUGUCCCGUCCGGUGGAGGACAGCUGCUUUGUGCCUCGGGAGGGGGCGCUUCUCUGCUCCUCAGGUGACCCCGGGAUCAAGGUCAUCUUCCCAGCCGGGGUCACCACUGAGCCUCGGCACGUCCGCAUGCAGGUGGUGAGGGUGUCAGGCUGGGCUCUGGGCGCAGAUAGCGAGGCUGCGGUCAGCCCCCUGCUCUGCUUGUCCCAGGACAGCCCCCAGGACUUCCUCUGUCCUGUCACUGUCCAGCUGCCCCUGCCCCCAGGCCUCACAGGCCUGAGCCUGGACCGUACCCAUUUGCACCUGCUCCACGGGGAUCCUCAGGUGCUGGCGUGGGACGACAUCACAGCCCAUGUAGCUCUGGAGCUCACACACCUAUAUGCCCGUUUCCAGGUCACACACUUUUCCUGGUACUGGCUCUGGUACACCACCAAGAGCUGCGUGGAGGGCCUGGCCCGCAAGGUCUACAAUCGCCUACGUCUGUACCGCGUGAACUUCAUUGCCCUGCAGAGGCGGCGCGACCCAGAGCAGGUGCUGCUGCAAUGCCUGCCUGGAAAGAAGGUGGAGCCCACCCUGAAGAGGCUGCAGCCGAGGUACCGCGGCCCCGAGCCCUCCGACACCGUGGAGCUGUUUGAGGGCGAGCAGUUCUUUGCCGCCUUUGAACGCGGGAUUGACAUUGAUGCUGGUUCCCAGCGGACUUCCUUCCGCUUGCCAGCUCCUGUGCCAGACGACGUCUUGGCAAGGCAGGAGGGAGAACCCAAGCCACAGAUCUCCAGAACCUUCCACUCUCCUGGAAGCCAGGCUCAGGAAAUGCAUGCAGCAUCGUGGUUUUCAGCCUGGCAUGAUCGCCCAGACUGUGUGGCAGGAAGAAUUGCCUUUGUCUUCUACUCCCGCCUAAAAAAUAUGAAGGAGAUUUACGUGACAUCCACCGUGGACAGGAAGACUCAGGCAGUGAAGGGACAGGUGUCCUUUUACCGAGGGGCAGUGCCCGAGGCUGUUCCCGAGGAGGCUGUCCAGAGGCGGAAGGGCCCAGAUGCCCUGUGGCUUGCCACGCUGCCCAUCAAGCUGCCUAGGCUACCCCAGGGGGAAGGGCAGGGUCCCCUGGAUGGGCUGACCCUGGCCUCCCUGAACCUGGGUGACCCUGAGAGUGGCUUCCUGACCCAGAGCAACCUUCUGACAGUGGCCAGUAGGCUUGGUCCAGACUGGCAAAGCGUGGCCCUGCACCUGGGCCUCUCCUACCCAGAGGUGCAACGCAUCCAGUAUUUGUACAGGGAUGACCUGGAUGGGCAGAUCCGCCACAUGCUGUUCUCCUGGGCUGAACGCCAGGCUGGGCAGCCGGGCAGCGUCCAGCAGCUGCUUGAGGCUCUAGAGCGGAGCGAUCGCCAGGACGUGGCGGAAGAGAUCCAGGCCAUCCUGGAGUUGGGCCGAAACAAGUAUCAAGCAUCCAUCCGUCGAGUGGGCCUGGCCUCUGAGGAAGAGCCCGCUGGUGCCACCGCCUAGGGCUCCCAGGAGCUGCUGCAGAAGGGAGCGAGGGCCUCAGCACUCCACGGAGAUCACUACCCCCACAUGCAGAGCUUGUGGGGAAAGAGCUUCCUGCUCUGCUCCAGCCCCAUUUCCUCGCCAGUAACGGGGGCCCAGGGACCAGACAGAGAGAGGCUUCCUUCUGCCAGACUCACUCGGUCGCUGAAUGGACACGGCAGGACAGAGGGACCCUGCUGGCUGCUGUUACUACUCUUCAGUACUGGUGGGAGAAUGGUCACCCAGUAAACAAACUGGAUCUGGGGGGGGGGGGUGUUACCCCUGUGACAGCCAGCCAGCCUCCUGCUUCUGCAAAUUCUUGGAAGAUGUAUGUCAUAUAAUCUCAAUGGGGCCCUCAUUGCUCCUGGGCGCUCUUUUUCCACCCUGGAUUCACUCACUAUCCCAGAACUCAUGGCAUCUCUUCCAGAAAAAAUGGAGGCCAUUUGCUGAGAGCUCCCUGUUCUCAUCCUCUUCCUCCUUCUCGUCUCACAUCACCCAGAUGUCUUCUUACACCAACAGGCAGGCCUUCCACAUGCACAGACAAUUCCAUUCCAUCCAGCAGAUUGCCAUCUUGUCAUUCCACACUCUCUCACUAAUCUUUGAUCUCUCCCAGUCUCCUGGCCACUUCCCUUCCAUCUACAAACAUGCCCAUAUCUCCCACACUCUCACAUCUGACAGCUUCUUCUCAGUCUCUUUCUCUGGCUCUUCGUUAACUGUGGGUGUCCCACAGUUCUCAUCUGAUCCUCUUCUCCUGCCCAGGGAGAACUGUGGCCAGUGCUUUGCCAACCUCUGUGAAUGUAAAGUCUGGACUUAGCGAUCUCUUCAGCUCCCCUGGAUUCAAUGAUCACCUCUGCUAUGAAGAUUCUCAUUCUCAGA